Messenger RNA from Protopterus annectens (West African lungfish), 1552 nucleotides. RefSeq names its product complement C1q tumor necrosis factor-related protein 4-like. The record is from RefSeq and is a predicted model, not a curated record. Lineage: Eukaryota; Metazoa; Chordata; Ceratodontiformes; Protopteridae. Gene Ontology annotation, molecular function: protein binding. Bases 160 to 789 code for a protein of 209 amino acids. The transcript is spliced from 5 exons.
GAGUUUAAGGAAACUAGCCCAGGAGAAACAGUUGGGGUUUAAGAAAACUAGCCCAUGACGCUCGUAUUUUGCAGUGUUAGUUUUGCUCGUAUUCCGUUUUGGCCCAGAACACUCGUAUUCUGAACUGAAAGAGUUAGUUUUGCACUUAGGCUGAUAACAAUGUUGCUACUCAUCCUUGCCACACUAGUUACUGCUCCUGUGACCACUCAGGCUGCACCUGAAGAUGAAAUAACUAAUUUGAAAAGCAGACUUAGCCAGGUGGAAAAUGAACUUGGAGUAAUCAAACAGCUGCAGGUAUCCAUUCAGAACUUCCAGGCACUGGGGACUUCCCGAUCGAAUGCAAAUAAUAACAAGCAGCAGCUGUCCGGCAGUACAUGCCCCUCAGAUGUACAGCAUGUCUACUUUUUUGCCUGCUACACCAAGACCGUGGUUGGAGCCAUGGAUCCUAUUCGCUACGACAAUGUAUUUGUGAAUGUUGGAGACAGCUACAAAGCAGCCACAGGGAUCUUCACUUGCCCUACUUCUGGAGUUUACCAGUUUUUCUUUGGCAUAAAUUUUGGAAGAGGUUCGAUGACCAAUGUCUGGCUAGUGCAAGAUGGGAAGAGAAUUAUUAUAAAUCACUCUGACUUGCCAGGUCUUACUUCACUGAACCAGCAGGUGCUCUUACUGAAAGCGAAGAAAGGAAGUCAGAUUUGGGUAAUCCAGGAAAAAGGAAAUUCAUGGUCUGCACCUGAAUAUCCUGCUAUUACAUUUGGUGGUGUACUCCUACACGCAACAGAUGAUAUUUAAAAAAUAUAUUUGUGUAGCAUUCCCUUCUCAGGUUUUGUCACAAUGCCACUAGCUGUCAUAUUAAAUGAUGUAGAUGGAGGCAGUUGUGAUCCCUCUAUUGAGACACAAUGGCCUACUACUCUGAUUUCCAAGUAAUAGCUUAUCCAGUUAUGUAAGGAUUAUAUUCAUUAUUAUUGUCUAUUUCACACCACAAGGAGCAGAGUUGUUUGCAAACAUCAUUACAAACAAGUGGAAAAAUGUGUGCCGUGCUUUUCAGUUCUCAAGUUGUAUCUUCUGAAGCUUCACUUCACUAGAACAUAUUUGUUUUCAUAAUAUAGCCAUUAAACCAGAGCACUCAGAUUCUGAUAUCGAAUUAUGUUUUUGCAAUAAAGGACUUUACUUGUACUGAAAGUUGAUCUACCUGUAGAAUCUUCAGUAUGCAAACACAUUUCUGCAAUUGCGUACCUGCUGGUCUAAUGUUACAUCCAAUUCAUACAACAACAGUGGGCUUUCUGUCUGCAAUAAGUCUCAAAAUAAUGUCUUUUCACAUCAUUUUUGACAAUAAAAAAUGUCUUUAAUUCUGCAUAUUGGGCCAACUUUUAUGAGGUUGAUGUGUAAGCAAUCAAAUAAAAUACAUGGAUACAUAAUUAUUGUGAUGAUAAAGGCCAAGGAAUAAUGCAUAUCUGAAAUGUAUCUGUUCAAAACCCAGUAAUAUACUGUGGUUUCUUAAUGCUACUAAAUUGAUAUAAAGACUGUACCAGUCAAUAAAAAGUGCAUUCUCUAA